AGGAUCUCCUUCCAGCAACUCCUGAACAACUGCAUCAUCCCCUCCCCCCAAAUCAAGCACGACAGAACGCAGCCCGGCAGGCCGAGGGAGUGGGCAAAUCAGAUAAAUAGCGGGGCAACGCCGAUGGCACCCAGCACAGCACCCAACACAGCACCCAACACAGUAUCCAGCACAGUACCCAACACAGCACAUCCGUACCUGCACCAAACCCCUCCCCCAAGGCUCUGACCGAUUGAAUCAACCGAACCAAUGGCAUCGUUGCAGUUUGAUAUCAUCAUCGUUGGUGCCGGUGUCGUCGGGGCGGCUGCAGCCGCGGCGCUCGGACGAGCAGGAUACAGAAUCCUGGUGAUAGAGCGAGAUCUAAGCACCCCGGAAAGAAUCGUUGGCGAGCUUCUGCAACCCGGAGGUGUAUAUGCUCUGCGGGACCUUGGCCUGGAAGACUGCAUCGAAGGCAUCGACGGCGUUGACGUACAAGGAUACGUUGUGGUGGACGGCAAGCGCCAGAUCCGGAUCAACUACCCCGCAUCGGAGGGAAGAUUGGCCAGCGGCAAGAGCUUCCACCACGGCAAGUUCGUGGCCAAACUUCGCGAUGCAGCCCGGAGCAGCCCAAAUGUCACCAUGGUCGAGGCAACGGCCCAGGAACUUCUCUGGGAUCAUGCAGGGACAGCUGUCACCGGUGUGGCUUUCACCCCUCGAACCAGCACAGGAUCAAAGCAGCCCGAGCAGGCCGUGGCAACUCUGACGCUGGUGGCCGACGGCUGCUUCUCGAGCCUUCGCAAGCACAUCCACCCACGCUGCGCCCGCCCCCAGCCCGCUAUCGCAACGCCAUCGUACUUUUACGGUCUGGUCAUGCGGGACUGCGAGCUGCUGCAUCCUGGAUACGGACACGUUGUCCUUGCCGAGCCCUCAACGGUGCUGAUGUACCAGAUUGCGACUGGGGAGGUGCGCGUGCUGGUCGAUGUGCCCGUUGGUGUGCGUCGAUUCAAGAGUCAAGCCGAGAUCAAGGAGUAUAUGCGACAGUCGAUUCUCCCGCAACUGCCACUGUCGAUCCAACCCUCGUUUGCAACGGCAGUCGAUGCCCAGACGAUUCGAUCCAUGCCAAACCAACAGCUCUCGUCGUCGCCGCUGCGUCAGCAAGGGGUCGUGAUGCUCGGAGACGCAGCCAACAUGAGGCACCCGCUGACCGGGGGUGGUAUGACGGUCGGUCUCAGGGAUGUCGUUGAGCUCUGUCGGUUGCUGUCUCCUGCUACCGGCCCGCGUCUCGGUCAGAGAAUCUUGGAGCUUGGUAGACUACAGUCUCGGCGGAAGCGACAUGCUGCACCCAUCAAUCUCCUUGCCCAGUCGCUCUACGUCGUCCUGGCUGCGCCGAGGAACAACAGGAGCAUGCGCAUCAUUCGCGAGGGAAUUCUAUGCUACCUCGGCUCGUGCUCGACCGGGGUGCAGCUCUCGAUCGGUCUGAUCAGCGGAAUCACUCGGUCGCCGUUGGCAUUUCUGCUCAACUCUAUUGCCGUGAUCGCCUAUGCGGUCCUGGUGCAUGUGUACUCACAGUCCCUGUGGUGCCUGCCCGUAACUCUGCACGAAGCUCUCUCGGCAGCGGUUGAGUUGCUCACAACACUGGGGCCGAUGGUUGUCGGGGAGUUGUUUGAUUGAUGAACUUCAGGGGGUGUUUGUUUUUUCUUGGCUCGCCACUUGCUACGGUUGUUGAUAUAAGGCCGGCAUGAAUCCUCAUCCUCCUUCUCCGCCCACACACAGUCCUCCUGCUACUUCAGCCGAUGUGCGAGGCGAAUGAGGCGAUGCACGAGUGAGGCUAUGGACCAACCCGACCAUGCCUGUUGAAACAGGGCCGGGCGAGACCAGAGGGCUACUCACAACGCUGCAGCAGCAGACAGAAACUGCGAACAGAAACUGCUGGCAAGAGCUGCUCACAG
Molecule: messenger RNA, 1928 nt
Organism: Polychytrium aggregatum
Lineage: Eukaryota; Fungi; Chytridiomycota; Chytridiomycetes; Polychytriales
Product: squalene epoxidase-domain-containing protein
Exons: 9
Coding region: 250-1650 (466 amino acids)
Biological process (GO): sterol biosynthetic process
Cellular component (GO): membrane; endoplasmic reticulum
Molecular function (GO): squalene monooxygenase activity; flavin adenine dinucleotide binding
Source: RefSeq, a predicted model, not a curated record